This is a messenger RNA of Syzygium oleosum, 504 nucleotides long. RefSeq lists its product as uncharacterized. Lineage: Eukaryota; Viridiplantae; Streptophyta; Magnoliopsida; Myrtales; Myrtaceae. Bases 1 to 504 code for a protein of 167 amino acids. The record is from RefSeq and is a predicted model, not a curated record. The transcript has a single exon.
AUGCACCAAUUGGUCGAGCAGUUUAUAAAAUUGAAGUCUCCUAAGUUUGAUGGUAGAGGCGAUCUCGAGGGUGCAUUGCUAUGGAUGGAGGAAUUAGAGAAGGCUUUUGAGGUGUUGGGAUGUACAGAGGAGGAAAAAGUAACAUUAGCCGUAUAUCAGUUGCAAGGGAAUGCAAAUGAUUGGUGGAAAGCCACCAGAGGAGUGAUAUUCCCGGCUGGCACAGCCCAGACUUGGGCGAUGUUCGUGGAAGCCUUUAAUGGCAAAUAUUUUUCGGAGAGUGCCCGGGAACAAAAAUUAUCUGAAUUCAUGAGGUUGUGGCAGGGGCAGAGAACAGUAGAUCAGUAUGAGGCCGAAUUUGCUCGAUUGUCUAAGUUCACCCCGAAGAUGGUUGAGGACCCGAUAGAUAGGGCUCGAAGGUUCCGAGAUGGCUUGAAACCGGACCUUCGUAGCCAAAUGAUUUCAUUGAAUCUGAGAGGGUAUAAUGAGAUUUAUGACAGGGCUUAA